Messenger RNA from Penicillium argentinense, 1926 nucleotides. RefSeq names its product 3-hydroxyacyl-CoA dehydrogenase family protein. Gene Ontology annotation, biological process: fatty acid metabolic process. NCBI's taxonomy places the organism in Eukaryota, Fungi, Ascomycota, Eurotiomycetes, Eurotiales, Aspergillaceae. The record is from RefSeq and is a predicted model, not a curated record. Bases 1 to 1926 code for a protein of 641 amino acids. The transcript has 2 exons. Gene Ontology annotation, molecular function: oxidoreductase activity, acting on the CH-OH group of donors, NAD or NADP as acceptor; NAD+ binding.
AUGGCAGUCAAGCCUCGCACCGACCGUCCCGUGGCCGUCAUCGGCGCAGGAGCCCUAGGCCGACGCAUCGGCUCUGUUUUCAUCGCAGCUGGAUACAAUGUGCAUAUCCAGGAUCCCUCACUAAAGGCGCUUGAAGAUUCUGCAGCCUAUAUCGAGGCUCACAAAGAGGAAUUCUCACUGAUGCCUCGUAUCAGCAAAGAGAAAGAAGAGAUAUGUGGCGUGGGCGAGGGCGUUGAGAAAAAGAAAGAAACUGAGACGGCGAUUACUAAGAUUGAUCUGGAAUCUUAUACCCAAGCGCCUUUCGGUACUUGCAAGGCGUUUACUGAUGUUGAGCCCGCGGUGCAUAAUGCUUGGUUGGUUAUUGAGGUUGUGCCUGAGAAGCUGGAUCUUAAGAUUGAGACGUUUGCGGAACUCGAUGCGAAGGCUCCGGCUGAUUGUAUUCUUGCUUCGAAUAGUUCGUCGUUUAAGUCGAGCUUGAUGGUUGAGAAGAUUUCGGCUGCUCGCAAGAAGCAAGUGCUGAAUAUUCAUUUUACAAUGCCACCUGCUAUUCGGACUGUGGAGCUUAUGACGGAUGGGGAGACGGAUCCUCAGAUAUUUCCUUAUUUGGAAGACGUUCUGGGUGAAUGUGGAAUGUUGCCUGUCACAGCUCGUUGUGAGUCGACUGGGUUCAUCUUCAACAGACUGUGGGCAGCUGUAAAGCGCGAGAUCCUGCAAAUCCUUUCUGAGGGUGUCAGUGAUCCAAGUGAGAUUGACCUGCUUUGGGAGCAUAUGUUCAAGAAUGGGCCCUUGCCCUGUCAGCUCAUGGACCAGCUGGGCCUGGACACGGUUGCUUUCAUUGAAAACACCUAUAUCAAAGAGCGCGGACUCGAAAGCAAAGGAACAGUCGACUGGCUGCAGAAAGAGUACAUCAGCCAGGGUCGCAUCGGCAGAAAAAGCGAGAAGGGAGGUCUUUAUCCACCUCUCACCAGGUCUUCAUCAGCCAAGGAAACACCAUCUCACCCACAAUCGGCCGCCAAAGACAUCUACCUACUCGACGUUGGCCUGGGUUCCAAUGCCCGGGAUGUCUCCCAGGUCCACCACAAUGGCAAGAUCCUGCGAUUGAACCUGGCAACACAGCGCCUGACACCCGUUAUGGUCGGUCAGAAUCUUCCAGAUGGAAUUGACGUGUCGCUCGGUAAGCAGCGGAUUUUCUGGACAAACAUGGGACGCAGCACCGCUGCCUGUGACGGCUCUGUCUGGUCGGCGAACUUGGAUGGCAGUGAUGUGAGAUGUCUUGUCCCACAGGGUAAAGUGCACACUCCGAAACAAAUCGCCGCGCUUGAAAGCUGUCAGGAGAUUUACUUUUGCGACCGUGAGGGCACCAGUGUGCAUCGCUGCAAAUUCGACGGCAGCAAUCACGAAACUCUUCUCAAGCGACCCACAGACAAGAAUGCCUCUCUUCUCGAUCAGAUGCGGUCGUGGUGUGUCGGAAUCGCUAUCGACGAUGAGCGCGGCUUAAUGUAUUGGUCUCAGAAGGGACCCAGCAAGGGCGGCCGAGGCCGAAUCUUCCGCGCUGGCCUUGACAUUCCCGCUGGCGAGACUGCCGAGAAUCGGUCGGAUAUUGAGAUGAUGUGGGAUGACCUUCCGGAGCCGAUCGACAUUGAAAUCGACAGUGAAUCGCAAACUCUCUACUGGACUGAUCGGGGCGAACAUCCCUCGGGGUGUGCGCUGUAUCGCGCCUACGUGGGAGGGGAGAGGAUUGAUUUUCAGAAAGUGAUUUUGGCGCGGCAUUUCCAUGAGCCGGUUGGAUUGAAACUUGAUAAGGUGAACAACAUCGUGUAUGUGGUUGACUUUGGGGGUAGUUUGUACUCGGUCUCUCUGGCUGAUGGCCUAAAGGUGGAGCUGGUGCGCAACAACGGUUGCUACACGGGUAUUACUUUGGUUUAA